Molecule: messenger RNA, 1650 nt
Organism: Gastrolobium bilobum
Lineage: Eukaryota; Viridiplantae; Streptophyta; Magnoliopsida; Fabales; Fabaceae
Product: calcium-dependent protein kinase 2-like
Exons: 8
Coding region: 1-1650 (549 amino acids)
Biological process (GO): intracellular signal transduction; protein autophosphorylation; peptidyl-serine phosphorylation
Cellular component (GO): nucleus; cytoplasm
Molecular function (GO): calcium ion binding; calmodulin binding; calcium-dependent protein serine/threonine kinase activity
Source: RefSeq, a predicted model, not a curated record
AUGGGCAACUGUUGCUCUCAAGGUAAAGCUGCCGAUGCCCCGGCGGCAGAGCACAAUGCUGCCGCCACCACCAACAAGGGAGAAACCAACCAACAAAGCAGCAAACAUGAAACUCCCAACAACAACAACAACCACCCUGCCACCACCCCACCAACAACCUCCAAGCCACCAACCUCAUCACCCUCACCACCACCAUCACAAUCAUCAUCAAAACCCACAAAAACAGCCCCCAUUGGGCCUGUCCUUGGAAAACCAAUGGAAGACGUGAGAGCCACAUACACCAUGGGGAAGGAGCUAGGGAGAGGACAGUUUGGUGUCACCCAUUUGUGCACACACAAGGUCACAGGCCAAAAGUUUGCAUGCAAAACCAUUGCCAAGAGAAAGCUUGUUCACAAGGAAGAUAUAGAAGACGUUAGAAGGGAGGUGCAAAUCAUGCACCACCUCACGGGUCAACCUAACAUUGUGGAACUCAAAGGUGUCUAUGAGGAUAAACAAUCCGUUCAUUUGGUUAUGGAGUUGUGUGCUGGUGGUGAACUCUUCGAUCGUAUCAUUGCAACCGGACUUUACACAGAACGUGCUGCAGCUUCUUUGUUAAGAACCAUUGUGCAGAUUGUUCACACUUUUCAUUCUAUGGGUGUCAUUCAUAGAGAUCUUAAGCCCGAGAAUUUCCUCUUGUUGAAUAAGGAUGAAAAUGCACCCCUCAAGGCCACAGAUUUUGGUCUAUCCGUUUUUUACAAGCAAGGAGAUAUGUUCAAAGACAUUGUUGGUAGUGCAUAUUACAUUGCACCCGAAGUCUUGAAGAGGAGAUAUGGGCCAGAAGUUGAUAUAUGGAGUGUUGGUGUAAUGCUAUACAUUCUUCUAUGUGGUUCUCCUCCAUUUUGGGCAGAAUCUGAACAUGGUAUAUUCAAUGCCAUCCUAAGGGGUCACAUUGACUUUACAAGCGAUCCAUGGCCUUCAAUUUCACCUGCAGCUAAAGAUCUUGUAAGGAAAAUGUUGAAUUCAGAUCCCAAACAAAGAUUGACAGCAUACGAAGUUUUGAAUCAUCCUUGGAUCAAGGAGGACGGAGAAGCACCAGAUAGACCUCUUGACAAUGCUGUCCUGAAUAGACUCAAACAGUUCAGAGCAAUGAACCAAUUCAAGAAAGUUGCUCUAAGGGUCAUUGCCGGUUGUUUAUCUGAAGAAGAAAUCAUGGGGUUGAAGGAAAUGUUCAAGGGUAUGGACACUGACAACAGUGGAACCAUUACAAUUGAAGAACUCAAGCAAGGGCUUUCAAAACAGGGGACAAAGCUUACAGAACAAGAAGUUAAGCAAUUAAUGGAAGCUGCUGAUGCUGACGGCAAUGGCAUCAUAGAUUAUGACGAGUUCAUCACAGCAACAAUGCACAUGAACCGAAUGAACAGAGAAGAACAUCUGUACACUGCCUUCCAGUACUUCGAUAAAGAUAAUAGCGGGUUCAUCACCACUGAAGAACUAGAGCAAGCUCUCCAUGAAUAUAACAUGCAUGAUGGCAGGGACAUCAAAGAAAUCCUUCAAGAAGUUGAUGGAGAUAACGAUGGUCGCAUUAACUAUGAUGAGUUUGCGGCAAUGAUGAGAAAAGGAAAUCCAGAAGCUCAUACUAAGAAGAGGCGUGAUUCCUUUGCUUUGCAAUAG